This is a messenger RNA of Stomoxys calcitrans (stable fly), 2295 nucleotides long. RefSeq names its product TRPL translocation defect protein 14 (gene Ttd14). Lineage: Eukaryota; Metazoa; Arthropoda; Insecta; Diptera; Muscidae. The coding region runs from base 580 to 2127 and encodes 515 amino acids. The record is from RefSeq and is a predicted model, not a curated record. The transcript has 12 exons. Gene Ontology annotation, biological process: photoreceptor cell maintenance. Gene Ontology annotation, molecular function: phosphatidic acid binding; phosphatidylinositol binding; GTP binding.
GUCAUUCUUAAAAAAGUAUUUUGCGAUUUCGGUUCGUGUCAAUGUCUCCCGUUGGAAAUGGUUAUUCUUUAUAUGAAGAACAUUUUAAAAAACAUUUGAUAGAAUGUCUCAGUUAAAAAUUUUGUUGACAUCAUCAACAAAUAAGUAGAUUCGACAAAUAUAUAAAAAAAAUAAAUAAUCUUCAUAAUAGUGUCUUUCGUGUGUGUGUAAAUUAUUAGGGCAUACAAUUUUUGUUUUUUUUUUUUGGUUUUUUUUAACACAUGGGCACCAUGCGGUUUGAUCUGUAAUCUAAAAAGUACCACUGCUUAAGGGAAGCGGGAAUUAAUUAUACAAUACGUUUCUGGGCCAUUGUCCCUUGCGGUCGUAUAAGAUAUGGAAUAAUCCAACUACGUCCAUACAUCUUGUGUAACAAGUGAAAAAUCAAUUUUUUCGAUAAAUACGUAACCUGUAAGCGACUAGUUCGAGCAGCUAACCUUAAAACCAAAUUUAAGGCGCAAAACGGAGAUAAUUAGCAAGAUUUUAAUUUGCUGUACCCGAGAUCCCAGACCAAACCGUAAAUCUAAUUAAAAGUAAUCAAAUAUGACGGCAAGAACCGAAAGCAAAAAGGAGUCGGAAGAGAUGGUCACUAACGAGAACGGCAACGUCAAUCGCUGUGAAGAGGUCCAAGUUGAAAAUCCUCGAAAAAGCCUGAAGCUAAAAAAAAUGAGCAAUGGCCAAUUGGAAAAACGUGUCUAUAAAAUUGUUCUAACCGGAGGUCCUUGCGGAGGCAAAACGACUGGCCAAUCACGACUGUGCACAUUUUUUGAAAAUCUCGGAUGGAAGGUGUUCAGAGUACCUGAAACUGCUACUGUAUUACUCAGUGGUGGUGUCAAGUUUUCCGAUCUCACCGAAAAAGAAGCACCUCCGACACCAACAACUUUUACUUAUAAGAAUCUUCCUUUCGCCGCACCGGAACAUAGUCUUAUAGAUUUGACGGCAUCAUGUCCACGUUGUUUGGCUAACGCUGCCUCGAAACCAAACGGCAGCGAAGCUUACAAAUUUCAGGAAAACCUGAUACGUACAAUGAUUCAAAUCGAGAAUACAUACUUCGAAUUGGGCAAGUCAAGCAUGCGAAACUGCUUGAUAAUUUGCGAUCGCGGAGUUAUGGAUGCAAGUGCUUAUAUCUCAAAGGACAAGUGGGAGAAAAUGAUGUCUUCUAAUAAUUGGAAUGCUAUAGAAAUGCGAGACAAUCGUUACAAUCAAAUUUUGCACUUAGUGUCUGCCGCGAAUGGCGCUGAGGAAUUCUAUACAACAGAAAAAUUAAAAAAGUUAUUUAAGGAACACGCGUGCCGAUCAGAGGGUGUUGAUUUAGCACGUGAACUGGACUAUAAAUCUGCUGCGGCUUGGGUUGGCCAUCCAUAUUUCGAUGUCAUUGACAACUCCACUAAUUUCGAAACGAAAAUGAAUCGAUUAAUAGAAUCCGUUUGUCAAAAGGUCGGCAUUGACAUUGGUGAUCGUUUGUUGGCAACAUCCAGGAAAUUGAAAUUUUUGGUUGCCAACUUGCCGCCUGAUUCAGAAUUUCCACCUUUCCAAGAUUUCGAUGUGGAACAUCAAUAUUUGCAAUCAUCUGGACCUAAGGUACAGGCAAGGCUCCGUAAACGCGGCCAAAAUAAUCACUGGAGUUAUAUUCAUACAAUUCGUCGACCAAAUGUUCACGGGCAGUCUCGUAUAGAGGUCAAGACUCAACUAACUCAACGUGACUACAUAAAUUUGUUGGCUCAGCGUGAUGAUGCUCACUUUACUAUCUACAAGAAGCGUCGCUGCUUCUUAGUUAACAAUCAAUAUUUCCAACUGGACAUCUACAAAGAACCCAGCCACCCCAGGUGUAAAGGCUUAGUCCUUCUGGAGACAUACUCAUCCCUAUCGGGCGAAGCUUUACUCAAUUGUUUGCCAAAGUUUUUAAAUAUAGUAAAAGAAGUUACUGGCGACCCUGAUUACUCUAUGUUCAAUUUGUCAUUGAAAGAAGAUUGGAGCAUUACAAAAAAAUUUUGCCAUUCAUUGCAUGACGACUGUUCCGGAUACAAAUUAAAGCAGUCAAACGGAGUUACUAAUAAACAAUUGGUUCUGAAUGGGCAUGCAAAGGGCUAAUUUUAAAUACAUUAGCAAAGUGAACCUAACGAUAUUGAAACAAAACUACUAGAAAAUAUUAGACUAAAUCCGUUAUUUUAAAAUUAUCUUUAAAAGAGGCUCAAACGCUAUGCAAUGUACUUAAAACCACAGAAAGUCCAAAUAAAAUAGUUCCCACUUAUUCAUGAA